UCAUUUUUCAGUUUUCGUUUUUGUUAUUUGUUCGAAAUGGACCUGGACCUCCUUUCCAGUAAGGAGUCGUUGGACAAGUGCGUGGAGUUUGACCUGCCCCCGGUCGCGGUGGGCGACAGCACCCGCGGAUGCAUCAUCCGUAACCAGCGCGUUGCCAUUUCGGGCACGUUCCAGAGCAAACCGAAGGCUGCUGCUUCGGCCAAGAAGAACGCGACUCCUGGGCGUGGCACCACACGCGGCGGCAACGCGACGCCCGCAGCGGAGACCGGGGGACGUCCGAGUCGCAACAGCAGCAAGCAGAGCGCUCCUCCUGGUCGUCGCGCGAUUUCCCAAGGCCUGGACAACCCACCCGUCCGGGGGCGCUCUGUGGGAGGGUACGAGGAGGAAUCUCCUCAAAGAAUUCCACACCAGACUACAGAUACAGAUACAGAUACAGAUACAGAUACAGAUGCAGGAUACUGGUGGAGCUCCUCUUGGAUCGUCCUGUGGGGCAGGUCGCCUAGGUCGGUGGAGUAUUUUUGUGUGACUUUUGUCGGAAUUAAUCCGAUUGAGGCAUUUCUGAGGAUGUUGUGUGGCAAGUGCUGCAUGCCUGAUAAAUCGUGGGCUUUUGGGCCAUUGGUUGAGCAAUAACUCGCAUUUUCCCGGACCCGGACCCAGACCCGGACCCGGACCCGGACCCGGAUCGGCCUCAAUUCACGCAUAAAAUCCGCAAUCAAAUGU
Drosophila miranda is the source of this 720-nucleotide messenger RNA. RefSeq lists its product as uncharacterized. The transcript is spliced from 2 exons. The record is from RefSeq and is a predicted model, not a curated record. Lineage: Eukaryota; Metazoa; Arthropoda; Insecta; Diptera; Drosophilidae. The coding region runs from base 37 to 630 and encodes 197 amino acids.